UAAAUGCAUAGGAUUAACAGUCAGUUAGAGUGCACAGAAAUAGUAUAAAAGGGAGAGGAAGGAGAUGGUGUCGAAGCAUAACAUAGUUCGAUGAUAUAUACUGAUAAACUAAAAUGGAGAGUAUAAUACGAGAGAGAUCAUCAUCAAGGUCAGUGUUUAUAUUGUUCGGUCUUGCUUGUGUUUUGCUGUCGCUAAGCUCACAAUCUGUUACUGGAUUACGAGACCUAAAGGAGAGAGAUAGUAGUGAGAGUAAUUUUAUCAAUGCUACUAAUUCUUCAAGCGUUUCCCACUCUAAGAAUACUGCCAACAAUUCGACCGUUGGGUUUGAAAAUGCCUUAGUUGGUCAGAAUAGUAAGAGUGGAAAAUGUGAAACACGAAACGGAGGAGGAGGAGGCGGAGGCGGUGGGGGCGGAGGUGGAGGAGGAAAUGGUGGGAAUGGAAAAGACAAUUCCCACAAAAAGAAAAAAAGAAGCGGCGGGGGAGGAGGAGGAAAUGAUGGGAAAGGCGGAGGAUGGGGAUUUGGAUUUGGAUGGGGAGGUGAUGGACCCGGCCGAAACGGUGGUCGUUGUUGGUAUCCCGGUUGUGCUAAAAAGUUAACGGACAGUCAUAAUUAAAUAAGAGAUUGCCUAAAAGAGCAAUGAUAACUCCUAAAGCCAUGCUUUGUUUACCCUUCCAAUUCACAAUAAUUCCACUGUUUUUCCCUUUGCAACGGCCUAAAAGAACUCGUUGAUUUCUUUCUCUUUAUUUUUUUUAAUAUCUUGUGAGAUCUUUUGCUUUGAUUGAAAUGAAAUAUUUCCGAUUUGUUUGUU
Camelina sativa (false flax) is the source of this 809-nucleotide messenger RNA. The record is from RefSeq and is a predicted model, not a curated record. Lineage: Eukaryota; Viridiplantae; Streptophyta; Magnoliopsida; Brassicales; Brassicaceae.